AUGCAAGACUACACUGACAAGGUCAAGGCAACAGAUGCAGAUGCUGACCAGUUUGGUGAAAUUGAGUAUUUUCUUUACGAUGGAUUUCAUUAUUAUGAAAAAUCCAAAGCCUUCCAGAUUGACCCACGUACUGGUCAGAUCUGUGUAUCUCAAGACAUUGACAGAGAAGAAGAUCCAGCCACGUAUGAUCUCUUAGUAAAAGCUGUGGAUGGGGACUUACAGGGUAUCUUGCAUCUGCUAAAUAUGAAGGGUGGGCUGAGUGCCCAAGCUUUUGUUCGCAUCGAGAUAGAAGAUAUUAACGAUAAUCAACCUGUUUUUGAACAAGCCAUCUAUGUGACGAGCAUCAGCAGUCACACACAGCCAGGAACAGAGAUCAUCAACAUUGUUGCCACAGACAGAGAUUCGGGAAUAUAUGGUGUUGUCACAUAUGAACUGGUCCCGGGAGAAUUUUCUUCCUUUUUCACAGUGGAUGCAUCUACAGGAAUUAUUUACCUGAUCUCAGCUCUUGACCACCUGGUGCGUUCUGUGCUCUUCCUGACUGUUUCUGCACGGGAUGGGGGUGGCCUUCCCUCUGCCACCAAAGCAGCCAUCACAGUAAACAUCCUUCAGACCACUUCGGCCCCUGCCGUAUUUGAGAGAUCCCGGUAUAGUUUUUCUGUUCCUGAAGAUGCACCUGAAGGCAGCCUGAUCGGCACUGUAAAGGCCAAAAAGCCUCCAAAUUCUUUAGAAGUGGUUUCUUACAGAAUUUCCUCCGGUGAUCCACAUGGGACAUUCUCUAUUGACCCCCAGUUUGGUAUCAUCCGCACCAAAAAACCACUUGACCAUGAAGCUCAGUCUGUUGUGGUGCUCACCAUUCAGUCACAGCUGGGUAACUCCCCUGUCUACAGCAGCACCCAGGUCAACGUAUCUGUGGUAGAUGUUAAUGACAAUCCUCCGGUAUUUCUUGCCAAAUCUGAUAAGGUAACUAUUUCACAUACCCAGCCUCCUGGCACUGCUGUCUACGUUGCUCACGCAGAAGACAAAGACAGUGGCCUAAAUGGGGCAAUCAAAUACAGUAUUGCAAGCAACCAGUCAAAUACAUUUGGCGUUGAUCCGAGCCUUGGAGUGGUAAACCUCACCAGGACAGAUUUUGCAGAUGAGCAGCGAACUCUACACAUAGCAGCUGAAGACUGUGGAAGUCCUCCUCUGACUUCUUUGCUGAUGCUGACAGUGAUCAUUGAAGAGCACAAGAUGAGCCCUACUUUGGUUUUUCAAAACUUAGUGUAUCGAGUAGAAAUCAGUGAAGCUACCUCUCCAGGUGCCCGGAUCCUGCAGGUUCAAGCCCACUCACUUGAUCCACACAGCGUUACCUCCAAGCUGACGUAUUCCUUAGAGCCUAGCACAGAUUCUGUUGCAUUUGGAAUCAGCCCUGAUGCUGGCUGGAUUUAUCUUCGGAAACAUUUGGACUAUGAAAGUGCACAGAUACUAAGUUUUAGAGCCCUGGUCAGCACCUCCGAGGACGAAAACCUCAGGCAAAAUGCAAGUACAUCGGUAAUAGUUAAUGUCCUGGAUGAAAAUGAUAAUUCUCCCAUGUUUACGCGCGAGAGCUACUUCUUUGAAAUAGAGGAAAAUCCAGUUCCCAGGGGUGUGGUUGGCACCGUUACAGCUGUUGACAAAGACUCGGGAAGAAAUGGACAAAUUUCCUAUUUCCUCUUGUCUGAUGGAAAGUAUUUCAAGAUGAAUUCCAACACAGGUGAAAUUAUAAACUGGGUUGCGCUAGACCGCGAGGAGCAGGCUCACCACCGACUGACGGUGCUGGCGACCGACCGGGGGUCCGGGCGGCUGAAUGCCACGGCGGCGGUCUACCUCGCCGUGCGGGACCGGAACGACAACGCGCCCGCCUUCCCUCGCUGUUAUCCACGUAUGUUUGCAAAUUAUUUAUAACCUGCUUGACGACAGGUUUUGGAAGGGCAGCCGUCAGGGACCCGUAUUACCACUGUCUUUGCAAAAGACUUGGAUGCUGGAAACAACAGUGCGGUGUUAUAUUCAAUAGAAUCAGAAGAGGAUAGAGGAUAUUUCCAGAUUGAUGCUGUCAGUGGGGAGUUAAGAACAACCCGGUCUCUGUCACACGCUGAGAGAUCGGACUACAGAAUAAGGGUCACAGCCAGGGAUCAGGGGAUGCCUUCACUUCAAGGACAUGCUGUGAUUUACAUCCAGGUAAUCCCACAUCCCAAUGGGAAAUCUGUGUUCUCUCAAGAUUUCAAGCAUUUUGUCGUACCUGAAAAUUUUAAACCGGCACAAGUGUUGAAUUCUCUGAAGUGGCUUGAUAAUCAUCUAACAACUAACGGGAAACUGCAUUUCAGUAUCGUGAAAGAUGAUGAUGAUGUUCAUUUUGAGAUAAAUAGCUUGACAGGAGACCUUUUUCUUUCCAAGGAACUUGACUAUGAAACAGCUUCGCACUUCCUUUUGCAAGUUAUUAUAAAGGAUUAUAAUAAUAAUCCUCCACAGAAUAACACUGUCUUCCUAAGUAUCGACGUAGAAGAUCAGAAUGAUCAUUCUCCGUAUUUUCAAGAUGACUUUGUAGUGAUUGGCAUAGAGGAAAAUGUACCUGUUGGCACUCUGGUUUACACAUUCAAUGCAAAAGAUGGAGAUGGCAGUUUUCUGAACAGCAAAAUACAGUAUUCCCUGGAAAUGAGUAACAUGGGUGAAAAUCCAUUUAUUAUUCACCCUUCAUAUGGCACCUUGACCACAGCUUUUCCACUAGACAGGGAGGUUACUCGCUCUGUGAUCCUUACAGUAUCUGCAGCAGACCAGCCAAUAAAUCUGACAGAUCGUAGGCUUGGUUCACUGGCUGUGAAAAUUGUUAUUUUGGAUAUCAAUGACAACAAUCCCAGUUUUACAUCUUCAUCUCUUUCCUAUGUCAUGGAGGAUGUGGAGGUGGGCUUCCUUGUGCACCGCAUAAUUGCUAAGGAUCCUGAUGAGGGAAGAAAUGGACAAGUUACAUAUCACAUUCUUUCAGGCAAUGAAAACCAAACAUUUGUAUUGGAUAAAAUCACAGGACUCCUAAGUACAGCCCAGCUUCUGGACCGUGAGAUUCAGGAGUGCUACAGUUUGACAGUCAUGGCUCUUGAUGAUGGCAGCCCAGCGCUCUCUGCCACUCAGGUUCUAACCAUCAUUGUUCUUGAUGUGAAUGAUGAGACCCCGAUAUUUUCAAAGCAACUUUACGAGACCGCAGUUCGUGAAAACCAAGACCCAGGGGAGUUUGUCAUAAAGGUGGAAGCUGUGGACAGAGAUACAGGACUGAAUUCCUUGCUGCGGUAUGAAAUCUUACCAGGAAUGGGUUAUGAGAAAUUCAAGAUGAACUCGGGCAGUGGAGAACUCGUAACAACUGCAUCACUGGACAGGGAAACCCACGAGGUUUUCAGUAUUAAAGUUUUGGUUCAAGAUGGUGGAACCCCACCACUGUCGAGCACGGUGAUAGUUAUCUGCAAAGUGCUGGAUGAGAAUGAUCACUCUCCCAUGUUUCUUCUUCCUGCCCCUGAGAUCCAUAUUCCAGAGAACCAACAGCCUUCUGUCAUUUACAUUACCCGGGCUGUAGAUGUGGACGCUGGCAAUAACGGAGCUCUAAGAUACAAAAUAAUUGGUGGAAAUGUUGGAGAAUACUUCACGCUAAAUAACACCUCAGGAAAACUGCUGCUCACUCGUAGCUUAGACAGAGAAGACAUCAGCAAUUUCAGUCUUGUAAUUGAGUGCCAUGACCUUGGCAGCCCCUCAAGAAGCUCUACCAUGCAGCUCUAUCUGACGGUCUUGGAUGAAAAUGACCACAACCCAUUGUUUGCAAAGACCCAAUAUCAAAUCACUGUGAGAGAAGACCUAGAGGAAGGCUCAGUCAUCCUGGACCUCUUUGCUUCUGAUGAAGAUGAUGGCCUGAAUGGCAGAAUUACGUACUCCCUCAUUGACGACACCUUCGGAGCAUUUGCUAUUGACAGUGUAACUGGGUCUAUAGUUACUACAAAGGCACUGGACCGGGAGACCAAACCCCAGUAUACGUUUAGGGCUGUGGCAAGUGACUGUAGCACGCAUGUGCCAAGAAGCACCACUGUCAGGGUUGUGGUGCACGUUGAUGAUGUCAAUGACAAUGAUCCUGUUUUUUUGCAGAAUCCUAUCAGGGCCUUUGUGCCUGCUGAAACUGCUGUGAAUGAGACAGUAGCCGCUGUGAGAGCAGAGGAUGCGGAUCUGGGGCCAAAUGGAGCUGUUCUUUUUAGUUUGAUGCUAGCAGAAGCUGUAUUUCAGAUCGACACGAAGACAGGUGACAUCAUUCUUCAGGAGCCCUUGACUUCCAAGGACUUCAGUACCCAGCUGCUAGUGAUGGCUUCAGAUCAAGGUACCUCACCUCGAACAGCCACAGCUGUGGUCAUUAUCUUCACAGAGGAACAAGAGGAGGAGAUUUUGUUCAGCCAUAGCCUGUAUGAAGCAAGCGUGCCUGAGAACAGUGCAGCAGGUACAUUACUUCUAACUGUAGAAGCUUAUGAACGCAAAUUUACAGGAGAAAACAUAAAAUACAGCAUUUUCAGCGAGAAGGAAAGCAUAUUCUCCAUACACCCCAUUACAGGUGCAAUUACGGUAAAAGAGCCAAAGUUUCUUGAUUAUGAAGUUAAGAAUAAAACACAUCUUUCAGUUUUGGCUGAAAGUAGCUUGAAUUCGGCGCUUUGUGGAGUGACAGUUUUGAUACAAGAUGUGAAUGACAAUGUACCUAAAUUUGAGCAAAGCUAUUACAAAGCAUCAGUAUGGGAAGGCCAAAGUCCUAAAACAGACAUUAUACAGGUAUUUACAACUGACCUUGACAGUGGGCUGAAUGGAGAAACUGAAUACUCAAUUUUAUCUGGUAAUGAAAAUGCAGCAUUUCUAAUUGAUUCAGCACGAGGCAUUUUAACAACUAAUACAGUCCUAGAUCAUGAAAACACUUCAUCUUACAGGUUGGUUGUGCAAGCUGCUGAUAAAGGAAAUCCCAGACUUUCUGCUACGAGUAUUGUGAGGGUACAGGUGUUAGAUGUUAAUGACAAUCCUCCAGUUGUCCAACCACUAGGUGAAGUGGAAGUCCGAGAAGAUGCCCUGCCUGGUUUUAUAGUGACUCGGGUGUCAGCAAGUGAUGUGGACUCCAGGCCAGCACUUCAAUUUGGUUUUAUUUAUGGUAAUAGUCCUGGAAUGAAAUUUGACAUCGAUCAACACACCGGUGUAGUCACAGUGGUGGAACCAUUAGAUUUUGAAGAAACUGCGGUGUUUAACCUGAGAAUCAUAGUUUCAGAUUCUGUACAUCAAACAGAAGCAGAGCUCACCAUCCUUGUUUUGGAUGUCAAUGAUAACCCACCAGUGUUUACUCAGGAUUUGUAUCAGGUGAGCUUACCAGAGCUCAUUUCUAUGGAUGCCACUGUUCUGACAGUCUCUGCUGUGGAUAGGGAUUUGGAGCAUAAUGGAAUGAUUUCCUACAAAAUCCUCUCUUCCUCUGAGGGAUUUUCCAUUGAUCACAAGAAUGGUUCAGUGUUCACUACAGGACCAGUGACACAGCUGGAAAAUAUUUCCAAUAUUCAGCUCCUGAUAGAAGCCACGGAUGGUGGCAGUCCCCCUCUGAGUGCAGUCACCUCUGUAGAAGUGCAUGUAGAAGAUGUAAAUAACUAUGCCCCUCAGUUCACAAGGGUUCUGUACAAUCUCAGCGUGAGUGAGGAUGCCUCAGUUGGAGAAAGUCUCCUCACGUUUUCAGCCAUCGACUAUGACUGGACUCGUGAAAACACGUAUGUUGAGUACUCUAUUAUUGAUGGCAAUGCUGAGAAUUUAUUCUCCGUGGAAACAAGUGUCGUGAAGUCAGAUACAUCCUUCAGACUUGUUGGCAGUCUUGUUUUGAGCAAUAUUCUCGACAGGGAAACAACUUCUUCUCACUGUUUGGUUCUCCUUGCCUCUGAUCAUGGAACACCCUCCUUGAAUUCAACUGCUACUGUGCUAAUAACUGUGCUGGAUGUUAAUGACAAUCCUCCAGUAUUUAGAAGCCCAGAGUACCAUAUUCGUGUGAAAGAAAGCAUCCCUGUAGGUAGUCAUGUCACUGAGGUUUCAGCAAAUGACCGCGAUGCAGGCACUAAUGCAGAGAUCACUUAUGCUGUCAUCUCUGGGAAUGACAGGGGACAUUUUCGCUUGAAUGGGAAAACAGGAUCAGUGGAUUUGAUGAAAACGCUGGAUUAUGAGGAUACCAUGAAAUUCACUUUGAUCAUCCAAGCCAUAGAUGGAGGAGCUGAUGUAAAAAAUGUGGCCUUUUCUGUUGUUGUAGUUUGCAUCCUAGAUGACAACGAUUAUGCACCCCUGUUCUUGUUUCCCAGCCUGAGCUGCACUGUUAGUGAAAAUCUGCCCAUCUUUUCUUUUGUGUGUGCUGUUAAUGCACUGGAUUUUGAUAAAGGCUCCUACGGACACCUUACCUACUCCAUCCAGUCUUCAUGUUUGGCUCAUCGUGAAGCCCCUAGAGACCAUGACAUGUUCUUCAUUGAUCCUUUGAUGGGAGAUAUUCAUACAAAGCAAGUGUUUGACUAUGAAAGUCAGAAUAGAUACUGUCUCAUAAUCCAAGCAAAAGACAAAGGUGACUUACUGGCGACUGUUACAGUUCAGGUAGAUAUUGAGGGGACAGAUGAAUAUGACCCAGCGUUUACACAAGAUCAGUAUUUCUUCAAUCUCCCUGAGAAGAAUGAAGCAGGCCAGUUGCUUGGCAGAGUGACAGCAUCAGACAAUGAUGGUGGACUGGACGGAAUUGUUAAUUACUCCCUGCUAAAAACUUCUCCAUUCUUUUCUGUGAAUCAAACCAGUGGUAAUAUUUAUUUGACUCAGAGUGUUCACAGAAAGAAAAAUGACAGCAAAAGGAAUGAUGACACCCUGGAAUUGUUGGUAAGAGCUCAUAGCCCGAAAAUGAAGUCAAAAUUCACAGUAUGCACUGUUCUGGUAAAUGUUUCCAAUUCUCCUCAGAGUUAUCCCAUAGUGUCAGCAUACGGCCUGUCCAUUAGUGUUUCGGUCGUCUUCAUCGUGUUCAUACUGCUUGCGGUCAGUCUUAUUGCACUUAUUCUGAGACGUAAGUGGAAAAAUCUGAUGAAAUCUUGUGUGAGAAAAGAAGCAGUAUCCUCCUCAGCUACUGAUGUGAAUGCAGCCAGUGAGUAUAAGGACUGCCAGAAAAUCCAAAGUACUGAGAGCAGUAUGUUUCCAGUGGGUGCCAUAGCAGAGUGGCUGAGCCUAGCAGGAGUUGGAGAGGGGAAGGGUGAUGGUGUCCCCUGCAGGCUUUCAGGAGAGGGGAAGGAUGAUGGUGUCCCCUGCAGGCAUUCAGACUCCAGUGGCCACGGUUCUACCGAAGGAGAAACUGCAGAGGACGAGGAAAUCAAAAGGAUCAAUGAGCAUCCUUGCAGAAAGAACACUGGCUCAGCGCUCAGUGAGUGUGGCUCAUGGGUGCCAGAUUCGGGGAUCCCAAGAGAGUCUGAUCAGCAAUCCUGUCAGUGUGGAGAAACGGGUGUCGUGGCUACCACGCAGAGCACAGAGAGCGUGCAGGCCAUUAGAGGAGAAGACAGAGAAGAAGCCUGUGACACAGCCUACACACAUAAAUUGUUGUCUCAAACACUUAAGAAAACUCGGAUAAAAGAGACAGACAUGAUGAUAGACCUCACAAGAGAGUAUGUCUUGAUGUCAGAUGGGCAGGACUCUGGGUAUGAUUCGCUUGCAGGUCUUGGCAACUCUGAUGAGGAUCUCAGAGGUGGUUAUAACUGGGAUUAUGUGCUCAGCUGGGAACCCAGAUUUCAACCUCUUGCCUCAGUGUUUAGUGAUAUUGCAAAACUGAAAGAUGAAAAUGUACACAUUCGUGGCUUCUCUGAGGAGAAGAAAUCACUUGUUUUCCCUCCUCCCUUGAUAACAUCAGUAGCUCAGCCUGGUGUAAGGACAGUGCCAUCUCAAGCAACAAAUAUAAUAGCAGGGCAAGCAUUUAAAAAAUACCCUCGUUCUCCCCUUAUCCAUAAUCUUGAAUACCCUCCACCAACCAUGACACCCAGUUUUUCUCCUUCUCUCUCUUUACUUACUAUGCAGACGCCUACUGCUUCUCCAGUAAUGUCUGACUGGAGAAUGAUAGGAACAUGUCUUAUUGAUCCAAGCCAUGAACUUGCAACAGAGGAAGACAUUCAGAUCUAG
Molecule: messenger RNA, 8178 nt
Organism: Opisthocomus hoazin
Lineage: Eukaryota; Metazoa; Chordata; Aves; Opisthocomiformes; Opisthocomidae
Source: RefSeq, a predicted model, not a curated record